AUUAUUGCUUCCACAGAGUGCCUGGGCCUGAGGCAGUGCAGGACUCCUAUAAAAGGCAGCCCAAUGCUCUGCUCUCUCAUCCACUUCUCUCGCCUCCUUCUCCUUGGGAAUCAGGUGAGCCUCUGUCCCAGAGACAUGUCCUGCUGCAACCCAUGUGUGCCCUGCCAGCCCUGUGGCCCAACCCCGCUGGCCAACAGCUGCAAUGAGCCCUGUGUCAGGCAGUGCCAGGACUCCACCGUUGUCAUUGAGCCCUCCCCUGUGGUGGUGACCCUGCCUGGCCCCAUCCUCAGCUCCUUCCCUCAGAACACCGUUGUGGGCUCCUCCACCUCUGCUGCUGUUGGCAGCAUCCUCAGCUGUGAGGGAGUUCCCAUCAGCUCUGGGGGCUUUGACCUCUCCUGCAUUACCAGCUGCUACUGUGGCAGCAGAUGUCGCCCCUGCUAAAGCUGCUGGGACCAUCCCUGGGCAACAACCUGCUAAGACCUUGAAACAUGGUCCUUGAAGGAGAUAGAGCUUCAUGGCAUUGCAUUCAGAGAUCUGAACCGUUGUUUACCUCUUCCACUUUCAUCUCUCAUUCUGUCCUCUGCUGUUUCUAUCUUUCAAGGCCAGCCUAGUGGGGACCUGUUGGACUCCCUCCCUCUGCAGGGCAGGCAGACCGACACCCUUCAGGAGUUUCAACACAUCUUUAUGACCCUUUGUGGUGUUUCCUUUUCUUCUUGAGUCUCAUUAAAGUUGUUUUGCAUCCAA
Molecule: messenger RNA, 744 nt
Organism: Columba livia (rock pigeon)
Lineage: Eukaryota; Metazoa; Chordata; Aves; Columbiformes; Columbidae
Product: feather keratin Cos1-1/Cos1-3/Cos2-1-like
Exons: 2
Coding region: 64-441 (125 amino acids)
Cellular component (GO): intermediate filament
Molecular function (GO): structural constituent of cytoskeleton
Source: RefSeq, a predicted model, not a curated record